Anthonomus grandis grandis is the source of this 9986-nucleotide messenger RNA. RefSeq names its product CREB-regulated transcription coactivator 1-like. Gene Ontology annotation, biological process: protein homotetramerization; positive regulation of transcription by RNA polymerase II. Gene Ontology annotation, molecular function: cAMP response element binding protein binding. Bases 308 to 1798 code for a protein of 496 amino acids. NCBI's taxonomy places the organism in Eukaryota, Metazoa, Arthropoda, Insecta, Coleoptera, Curculionidae. The transcript has 11 exons. The record is from RefSeq and is a predicted model, not a curated record. Gene Ontology annotation, cellular component: cytoplasm; nucleus.
CAUUGUUAUUACUCCAAAUUCCAAUGCGAAAACGUGAGAACGCAAUUUUGUUCUCGCUCCAAACGAUCGCGUAAUAACACAAAAUUAAAUCUCGAAUUUCGGGAAAAGAAUAUGUGCGACUUAAACGGGCCCCGCGCCGCUUUUCUCAACGUGUUACGAGAAUCCCCGUAAAAACAACGAAAACUCUAAUUAUCGAUUGCGCCAACAUGAACUGAUCCUGGUGUCCCGAAAAGAGCAAAACGCGCAGUGCAGUACAACAGUGGGAAAAUUACGAAAAAUUUGAUGAUUGUGUAGUGAACGGGCGAAAAUGGCGAAUCCGAGGAAAUUCAGCGAGAAAAUCGCGUUGCACACGCACAGACAGGCGGAAGAAACCGCCGCGUUUGAAAAAAUCAUGAAGGAAGUCUCUGAUGUUAAGCCCAACGAAGAACCACCUCCGUCGCGCCUCUCAAGCGCCGGGUCUAGACAGAGCCGCACCAGGUCUCCCGUGGGGCCCAUCAGGACCACCAGGGAGAGAAAACCCUCGCCGUACUCUAGCGGUCCCUACCUGAGCCCCCCUUCGGACACAGGGUGGCGCAGGACCAAUAGCGAUUCUGCGCUGCAUCAGAGUGCUAUGCAGGUAGAUAGUCGUGUUGUAGAUUCUAGGGGAUGCUAUGGUAUGGGUAUGGACAGAGUGGACCCCGCCCAAAGAGUCUCCUGGAGCAUGUUACCCACCAUGAACGGUCCAGAUAGCCGGAACUCAGACGGAAGGCCGAGAUCUAGUUGUGAUAUACCUAGGGUACCUGGGAUUCAUAUAUACCCAUCUGCCCACGACCCAGGCAUGGUCCAGAUUCCUAUCGGGAAUAACACCGGAUCACUGCCGGACUUAACGAAUAUGGAUUUCACGUCCCCUAUACACGCCCCUCUCGAUCAGGAUCAAGAUAACAGUUCACCUUAUAGUUCUAGUCCUAUAAACACAAGUCCUUCGACCCUGUCGCCUACCAGUAUGAUGCCGGGGGUGCGAAACCACAAUAGCCGCUUUAAUUUUACCCCGCCUAUAUCACAGUCAGUUUCGAAUCAUUUAUCAGUUCCAAAUAGGUAUUCUAGGUUUCAGCAGCGGUCUUUAUCACAGAACGAUAAAAGCGUAGGGCCACCUGAAAAUAUCGACUUUUCACAAAUUGGUGCGAUAGGUGGUAUGUACCAACAACCCGGAUCUCCCGCAUCACCUGUGGUAUGCUUUCAGCAAUUACCUCAAAUGGAUAACUAUCGGAGCUCGCAGAGGCCGAGCCCCCAGCCGUCCCCGACGCUCGGCGGCCGACACUCCGCCCCGUGCAGCCCUGGGGAGCCCAGCCCCAUAGCAAACGAUUACCAUAUCCAUAACCAAAGUAUUCAGUUUCAGCAGCAUUUUGAACAACUGACUGUCUCUGAUCCUCCGAUAAGCCAGAUGAGUUACGCCACGGACCAAUCAGGGGCCGGCAGUCCACAGCAACAGCAGCAACAGAUGACGCAUUCGCAGCCCAUCCAAGGUCUCCCACCCGACGGAAAGUCGGAUCCGGGUUAUUAUAGUACGUCGCCGUCCCAGCAGCAUCCCCUCGUCUAUCCCUCUACGUCACCGGGGUUGCACAAUACCUCGCCGAAUACUCCCACGAGUUUGCCUGAAAUUAUUUUGACAGAUUUUUCAGCAGGCCAAGAUAUUACACGGCUAGACACACCUGAAUUUUUGACAGACGACCAACUAAGAGAAGGUUUGGGCUCCCUAGACUUCGCCGAACUACAAAUGCUUGGCGGCAUGUCCGAGAUCGUCGAGGACUACAGGUCAUAACACAGGGACUCACCUUCGUCGGUCUAAGUCGAACGUCAACCCGUAACCAAGACGUGUUGUCCAGUGCGCUCCACCACCCCUCCCACACAUAACGCAUUUUCUUAAAAAAAAAAACAAAACGUUUGAACGAUCUUUUUUCUGAUAUCAUUAAAUUAAUCUGGACUUACUAAGUGUGAUUGUUAGAUUUAGUGUCAUUCGUUGCCAACUGGUUUUUAGGGUGAAGUAACACGAAUCGAUGUGCAGGGUGGUUAGUAAUUGAGUGCCGAUACUACGGUAUAAAAUUGUCGGUACUUCAUUAUUAAACAGCCUGUAUAAAAGUACAUUAUAUCGCUGUGCUGUGCGUGUUGGCUCUAGAAUGUGUUUUAGCGCAUAAGUCCGGGAAUGGGGUUAUGCUUCAUUGUGGUAGGAAGAAUUAUGUUGAUUGAAAGAGGCUUAUCAGUAAGUUUGUACGGGGUGUUUUAGCAUAAGAUAUAUAAGGGAGAUAUAAGGAAGAGGAGUUUAAAUGUCUUAAACUUAAUAACUUCUGAGGGGUGUAAAUAUUUUGAGUGGAAAAACAGUUUUCUUUCAUCAUAACUUUGAUGCCUGACCAGUCGAAUAAUAUCGACAGUAGAAUCUGCAAAAGGUAGUUCUAAAUUUCGUUCAGGCUUUGGAAGUCUUUUUUUUCGUUCUUCCAGGUUGUUGGUCUCAUUCGACUCCCUAAAUUAAUUUUUUAUGUAUUUUAGGCAUUUAAAGUUUUUUCUAUUUUAUUCCAAGUAUCUGUAGCAUAUUAUUUUUCACAGGAAAUCUUAAUUUGAUUGAAAGCACGCUCUUGCAGUCAUAUUUUAAUUUAUUCCAUGUUAUUUUUUUUAUUGUAUAAACGAAACAUUAUUUUCAGUUAAUGGAAGUUAUAAAAGGUGUGGUCAAAUUCCGAAACGUUAUGAAAAAAUUACUCUCAAUUUCUGCAUAAAAUUUAAAUUGUCCUCAAUUGCCUGAUAUAAAUUAAAAAAUUACUUCAAAGUAAAUUUGUUUUAAGGGAAAUUCAUUUCACUCAAUAAAAUGAUUUAUAGAUAUGCUUUAAAACAAUUAUAAAGCAGCUAAUUAACAAAUUGUGCAUAACACAAUAUAGUUAUAUAAGAUUGUUUUAUAAAUGGUUUAUACCAGAUUAUUUAUUGCAUUAUAUAAAUAUUUUAUUAAACUGUCGCAUAGUUAUCUAUAAAACUUUGUUAUAAAAUAAGGUUUCUUAGACAGAAUUAUUUUUAUUAAAGCCAUUAAAUAAUAUUUUAUUGUUCAAUAAGCUCUUAAUAUAACUUUGUAUAAUAAUUAUAAUUAAUAUAACACUUUAGUUGGCUUGAAGAUAUUCUAAAAACAGAUUGGUAUUGUUACAUAAAAAAUUACCUCUAUUUCCUGGAAUAAAAUAAAAAAUUACUUUAAAUGUUUAGAAAGAUAUGAAAAAUUUAUUUCACUGCCACGAAAAUAAUGAUUUUUUUCCAGGUUCAUAAAAUAUAUAAAAAAAUUAACAUCUCUGGAUAACGUAAGAAAUGACGUUAAAUUAAUUUUGAUAUAUCGAUGGUUAAACUCUAACAAGUCGUAUCCCCAGGUUAGCUAAUUUUACAGGAGACGCAAAAAAUGACAUUCCUCAGAAAUUUCGUAAAAAAUAUCGAAAUUGUAUGAAUAGAAAUUAUCCUUAAUCUGUUCGGAUAUAUUCAGAUCAUUUUAUUAUUUUUUGAGCAACUUGGUAUUUUACAGGGUGGGAUACGAUAGAUUAGAACUUUCGAUUUGUGGGUUACGUCUUUUUGUGUUUUAUUUGGAGUGGUUUACGACUUUUUCACUUUUGUGGUUUUCAUGAUUGUGUGGAUUAGGAUAUAAAUCAAACUAUAAAUAAUUAUUAUUGCAGGUAUCUUUUAAGCUUUAUUAAUGAGCAGUGUAUGGCAAGUUGUCGUAAAAACUAUGGACAUCUAAAUUUAGCACAGUUUUUAGUUCUUGUAAAUGCUUCCAUUUGGUAUGUUUGAUUGGGAGACGUUCAGGAAACAAGGGUUUAAAUGUAUGAUCUUUGGGUAGUGGAGGAAAUUUAGCACGUUGAGGCAAAAUUUUGUAUUCGUCUUCGUAGUUUAUUUUAUAGUGAAUACUUCCGUCCGGUAAAUAUUUAAGACACCUUAAAUCUGACAAAGUUAGGUCGCUUUUGAUUUUUCCCGGCCGUAUAGAGUCAAAUCGAAUGAGAUUCUUAUUGUCAUAUUAAAAAAAAAAAAUCAUGCGAGAGAUACUUUUCGUUAAGUGGGAAAAGGUUUUUUCGAGCUUCUUUUAUAAUUUGUCCAUACUGCGAUGGCAGGGUAAUAUCAUGACCUUUUAAAAUCCUUUCCACAACUGCAUGGGUGGAGUCGCACUCCAUUUGUGUAUGUCCCUUUUCAAGGUACUUUUGCUCUAUAGAAAUUUCAUGUUUGGUUGAAAAGAAGCUCAAAGCAUUUGAUAAUACAGUGUUGGGGUUUUGAUAACCACAGCCAACCGAAAAUAUUAUUAUGUUCUUUUUUUCGGCCAAACAAUGUUCUUCAAGAUGGUGUAUAAUGCAGGAAGUGAAUACAGAUGCUUGUAAGUCACCUUCAGACUCAUUCCAUACAUAAUUGGUGCACUGAUGCGUCGCUAAGUUGUAAAUUGUAAAUAUGUGUACUUAUAAUCUGGUCUUGUAAUACACUUUGCUGGCCUGAAUAACAGGGCAUAACAUAACGGACUGUACAUUUAUGGUAAAGACAUAAUGCAUCCCAUUGACAGCUUCUUUUUUAUCAUUAGUUUUUUCCUCCUGAGCAAGGGUUUUCUUUUUCAAAUGAUUUUGGUAUUCCUCUUCAGUUAGUUGCUUAGAUUUGUAUUGUAGACAAGUGUCACACUGAUCUUUUUUGGGUUUGUGUAGUGCUAAAUUUUUACUCUCAAAAACUGUGUUAAAAGUCGUAAUGGAAACUGGUUUUUUUCGUCAUUUUUACAUUUCUGUUUAUAAAUUUCAUAGACUUUCAUUUUUGUCAUAAAGGGAUGUUCAAAAUACAGCUUUUUGGAAUCCUUGUGGUAAUAGUGUGAUUUUAAUUUUGGUAGAAGGUCAAAGAAUGAUUUUAGAUGAUUUACUUGUUCACCAGGUUUCUCAAAAAAAUCAGAGCGACUUCGUUUAACACUUUUUCUUUGAUUCCCAAUAUCUUCUCUUUCUACUAAGCCAUGAUUUUCACUUGUAGGUACCCAGUUCUGUUCCAUUUUUUCGUUUAAGCCUAGAGUUUCCAAAAACAUUUUUUUACAUACCUGAAGGUCCUUGCCUUCUAGAGGGCCCCUGAACAUAACAUCUCUUUUUUUGGCUGAUAUAAAACCAAAUUAAUUACGUACACCUUUUUCUGUUCCCAAGUCAUUUCCCAGAAUAACUUAAAUAUUUCUUUACGUUUUGCAGAAGUUAACUUUUCGCAGUUUCUUUUUGAGGACUUUUUACAGAAAGCCUCAUUUUCACAGCCAUUUUUUAUUUUUCGCGAUGUUCUUAAAAUGUUUUGAUGUACAGUCCCAUUGUUACGGGAGUACCCCAAGUAUUCUUUUCCCAACAUUCUUUGUUUUUUGCUUUUAUUCUUUUCCCAUUCCUCAGGUGCUGCUACUUUUCGUCUAACUCUUUUUUUUUGUCCCUUUCUUGUUACUGCAAUUACUGGCUUGGCUGAACCACUGGCUCAGCUAAAGAUCGCACACUGUCAGAUUGGCGAUCUGAGUCUACUUCGUAGUCUGGGUCAUCUUUAUUCAACGAAUCAUUAAUUUUUGAAUGCUCUUCAGGAUGCUCGUUGUGAUUUAAUUCAGAGUUUUCUUCAGGAGCAGGAACUAAAAAUAAUAUUUUGUGUUAUUUUGCGUACAUAAUUACUGUAUUUGCAUUGCAAAAUAUUUAAAAAUUAUACCUGUAUAAUCAUUUUAAGAACCAAUCAUUGCGACUUCGCUAUUGUUGUUAUGGCAACUACCAUAAAUGGUAUUUUCCGCCAUUGUCUCAUUUAGUUCAGGAAAUAAUAGUUCACUUUGGAAAACAUCUGAAAAAUAUAGGUAAUUUAAUUUAAAAUGUAGACGCUCACUUUUUAUACGUUCAUAAAGUAAGUAAUAACAUCAAGUUAAAUGGUAUUAAAAUUUUAUGCAGGUAGAAAAUGUUACAAAUUAAAGACGUACCUGAAUCAUUCUGGCUGCCAAUCGUCGCCAUUGCAUCUUCCAUGCAAUCAAGACCGAGAUCCAGACUCACCAGUCCUUCGUCUACAACUACUUCGCAUUCGUAUUCUACGUUGUUUUAUAGGUUUUGCAGGAAUACUGCUUCUAACAUCUUUCUACCUCGACUACCCAUCUAAUAAGAAGUUGACUAUAGUUUAUCUUAUAAUUUUGAUUGAUAAUUACGCAAAUUAUCAAUCAAUAGUCCUAAAUUAAAUUAUGUUACUUCUUAAAUUAAGUUAUUUUGGCUGUAUAAACCCAACAUAAAAAGAAAAAAAGAAAAUUACCCUAGUUCAAAAUAGUCGGAUAAUCAAAUUUUACGUUUUAGACAAAUAAUUCUAAUAUGUCGUAUAAGCAACGCUGCAAACAUUACCUUUAUUUCAUAAGAUUUUAUUAUUAAAUCAUUUAUAUUUAAUUAUUUUCAAGAUAACUAAUUAUUUUUAGACAUAAAUUGCACAGUUUUAAGGCAAAAAACUUACAUUUUAAGAGUUUUUCAACCAAAAAAAUCACAGAAACAUCUCCCACGAGGAUAUUGCAGGAUACGACAAGUUGCUUUUACCUAUUCAACCAAUGAUGAUACGACAAUAUUUAAAAUUUGAAUUCCUCAAUUCCUAUUGGUUAGUGGUUUACGAGCUUUUAGAAUUAGGUGGAAAAUGUUGUAUUGCGUAAAACACUAAAACCUGAAAAAGUGUGGUUUACAACCUGUUAGAAUUUAGCCAUCGAUAUCUGAAUAAUAAAACAACGGUAAAAGAACAGAACCCUGAGUAACGCUGGAUAAAAGUCGGAUUUUCUCUAAUUAUUUAUUAUUACUACUGCCUUUUUAACAUAAUUACUGAUUAAAUAUCAAAUCUGUAAGAGAAGUAAAUGUGUGGACAAUACUUGUUUUUAAGUGGCAAAUAAAAAACAAGUCUUGGUAACGGUACCAAAGGCAUUUGAAUAGUCUAAAAUCAUUGUUGAGUUUAGUUUAUGAUCUGUAGUAGAAAUAAUGAUGUAUGUUUCCUAAAACCACAUUCCAAAAUCUCCAGACUAUGUUCCAUUGCAAAUAAGUAAAUUUGUUCAUCUAAGGUUGAUGGAUUUUUUACUGUUGCCAGUAGUUGACAUAGAGAGGUUUUAAUAUUAUCUUUAGCCUAAAAAACCACAGUGGUUAAAAACAUCAAUAGAGUAUAUGUUUAAUUUCAUAGAAAUAUUUUGGAAGUUAUCAAAGUUAUGAUGAAAAAAUAGUAACACCCUGUAACUCUAAAGUUAAGCGGUCUAAGAAAUUAAUACUUUUCUUCUUACAAUCUUCUAGGGAUUCACACCUGGAAAUCUUAGCAUGUUUCACAUUAAAUAAACUAGUGGAAACCUGUUUGGGGUGGAAAAAAAUGCCUUCUGGUCACUUACUACUCGUGGUAAUUUUUUUUAGAUCUGAACCAAAAGAAAAACCCUGAUUCCUUAUAGGUUAGAUAGUCGUAGAAAGUCAAAUAUCCCAGCCGCAAAUUCUGAACAUAUCGAAUUAUGAAUAACUUACUGCCAACAGAAAAUUUAGAAGGUAUCCUAAUUUCUGAAUUAUUUAGGACCAAUAUAAGCAUAGUAUUUACCGUCCAUUAUUUGAUUUUCUAACAUUGGUCAAUUUUUAUAACUAGGGUAAUAUAGAAAAUAAUUUUAGUCCUACUGAGGAUACUACAAUUUAACUACUUUUUUAAAUAAAUCACGGUAAAUUAGAUGUAAGCGAUUCUCACGACGCAUAACUGCCAUAACUCCUUGUAUUUGGCACGUUCUCUGCAUUAGAAGAUAACGCGUUUAUUCAUUGAAAUACCCUUUAUACAUUUAAGUUUUAUAUAAGUAUUUUUCUCUAUAGAUCUGCUUAAAUAUAUAUUUUUUUCUGGAAACUUUCAUAGUAAAAUCAUUGUUUAAAGCCACAUGGCGUACAGGAAAAUCGUUUUUUAGAACCAAUCAUAUGCAUGGUUUAAGUUUAGGGUAAGGACGAUCCUGGGUUAUAAAGCCCAUAGGUAAUGGUGGAUUUUUUUUUAAAAACAGUCUUGUUGGGUUUAAUUGGAUUAGGUAUGGGUUAUAUCGAAUGUUUUAAUGGUUAUUUUAUUUUAAACAGUGGGUUCAGCAGAUGGUUUUACUGGAAAAAUCUUCUUUUUUCCCUUUUCACUACCCAGUUUGCUGACUGCACAUGUUCUAUGAAAUUCGUCACUAAAAAAUCAUCAUCAGAUCAUGGACAGACAAGCACUGUACUUAAAAAAAAAAUUAGACACACAAAUGACAGAUCAGGGUCGUAUUUUGCCACGAGUGACGAUAAAUACCGCUGAAAAUCAUUUCACUGAUAAGUCGUCUAAGCAACAUAAUUUUUCUUAGGGUUGCCAUAAACUUUACUGUCAAAUUUUAAGGGUUGAUUUUUGUUUACCCUUAAAAAUUUCUCGAUAAAGUUUCUAGCUACCCCUAAAUUUCUCUGUAAAUAUAGUAUAAACUAUUUGUCGUCUCUCACAAUUUCAUCGUAGAUUUUAACGGGAAUCUUGACGUCAUGCUAGGGAAAAAACAAUUAAUUAUCGAAGACUGAAGGAUAGUCUUUAAUCGACUGUUAAGGGUAAGACAGUUUUUUUACAUAUUGGCAACAAUUUUCAUAAUUAAGGACUUACAAGCUCAAUGGAGAUGUUGUAUUAGAAAACCUUAGACCUAGUUUCAAGUACAAUAUAAUAAUUCAAACGGGUCUAAGAUGAUAAGCUUAACCCUAACUUUUAUUCCCAAAUCAAGAGGUGGUUUUGAGGAUUAAUUUCAGCAUUUAAAAUACGAUGAUUAGAAUUUAAUUAAUUUGUGGGUCACCUAAAUAAGAUGGACACUGGACUGUCUCGACCAUUAUUGCACAAAAAGUUCCACUAUAGUUGCCAAUAUUUAAAAAACAUAACGGGAAGUUAGGAAAUAACAUAUUAUAAUGAUAAAAUGAAAAUUACUUUACCAAAAUGUUAAUAGAUUGGUUACAUUUUUUAUAUAUUGUAUAGAUGUAAUAAUUUAGGAGACGUAAAUUUAUAAGAAAUUGUUAAAUUUUUGUUGGCCUUUGAAACUGUUUUUUAUUGUUUGACUAUGGGUACUUUUACUUUUUCUGUGAGUAACAGAUUUACAGAACUUGAGUCUACUAUUGGGGAAAGUUUUGUGAGACACUCAAUGUUAACAUUUAAAUGUAAACAGUGUUUUACUUUUUCAAAAAUUGGCUAAAAUGGGGUCUAUCCAGCAAAUUUUAUGCUGCUAUUGAGAACUUUAUUUUUUAACUUUAUAAUAAUUUUUUGACUGUUUAGUGCAAAUUUUACGAUUAGUUUUUGAGGUAUUUGGCUUUAAAGUCGAAAAUCACCUACACCCUCUUCUUCUGUAAGUUUUAUGUUUAUUUCUGUUUCUGUAAAUGCGAAGUAAUAGGACAAAAAAAUUACCUUAGGUUUGGAUUCAGAACAACUUUUGCCACAUAUUUCACGAAAAUCUAUCGACUACUUUUAAAAAUAUUGAUUUUUGAAGUUGUCUGAAAAAAAACCCCAAAUUUGGAUUUUAAAUCUAUCAAAAACAUACUAUUACAUGAUUUUUCUCAACAGUAGGCCCAAGGUUAUUUUCCGUUAAAGGAAAUAACGAUUUCUGUUGUUAAAAAUAUUGUAUAAAAAACCAUAUUAUACACUACAUACGAAACUUUUAUGUGUUCUUCUGAAAGAAGUAAAAAAACCACAUUAUAUCGAUGUUGACACUAUAUUACCUAAUAUGUAAUAGUAAAGAAAGUUUGUUGUUGUGGGAUCAAAAUAUUUAAAAAAUAAAAAAGAUAUUCUUCAGGAAGUAGCCUCAUGACUGAACUAUUUAAAAAAAAAGCAUCUAAAAUAAUUGAUUUUGUAAAAAUUGUGUAUUUUUAUAUUUGUUUGUAUACAUUGUAUAUUCUGUAUAAGGUUUAGUUAAAUACAAGUGCAAUACGAAUUUUUUAUUUUAAGUUUUUUUUUUAUUAAUAUUAUUUGUCAAAAAGUCAAUAUUUGAAACGAUUUAAAUAUAUUUUGUUCUUCCAAGCUCG